AUGCCGGAGAGGCUCGGUAAUAGACCUCAGGGACCGGUAGUUGACCCGCAAUUGUCACUCCCACCACUCAUUCCAUCCAUCCCUGGUGUCACCGAUCCAAUUGCUAGCAGUCUCUCAAUCCCUCUGCCAAUUCUCCAAAUCCCAACUCCACCACUUGAAUCUCCUCCCUGGAAUGGGAGUGACUUGCAACCAAAGAAAUUGGGAUACUUCUGGACUGCCUCGGGCGACAAUGAGCACGCGGAUUUCCUCGCUGCCUACAGUCUUGACGACGACACUUUCGGAGAGUUCAUCUGGUUGGCCGAUGUCCCAUCCAGCGGGAACAGCCCGCAUCAUUUGGGGGUCUCCAAUGAUGGAAAGACGCUUAUCGGGGGUGGUCUCCUCUCGCUCUUGAAGACCCAGGACACUGCAUACUUCUUUGACGUGUCGAACCCUUACCGCCCCAAGUUCUUGAAGAGCAACCGUGCAUUACUCGCCUCGAUUGCCGACGAGAUCCGCACUACACCAGAGGGGGGUUUCCUCGUGACAUACAUGGGGUCUGCUGUGGGAACAUCCCCUGGCCGCUUGGUUGAAUUCGACUCCAACUACAACAUCAUCGCCCAGCAUCCCGAAGACGUUGCAGGCCAACUCAACAUUCUUGGAGAGCAAUUCUCGCCUCACGGACUCACUGUCAACUGGGAGAAGAACAUCGGUUUCACCUCCGAUUUCGUCGUCCCUCUGUCCAUCUUGAAGCCUAGUCUUGAGAUUACCAGGGCGAACACCCUGCGUCUCUGGGACCUUGAGAAGCGAACCAUUAUUAGCACCAUCACCAUCCCUAACGGUGGCGGAAUCCAAGAUGUCAAGUUCAUUCCCGGAAACCCCGACUCUGCUGCCCUCGCGACCGCUGUCCAUCUUGGCCAGGUCUGGAUCAUCUACCCCUUCAAGUUCGAUGCCAACGGCAACCAGGGUGUCGCGGAGUUGCUCUACGAUCUCGGACCAAAGGCCCGCGACACGACCGCCAUCUACUCUGAUCUCACUCAAGACGGAAAGUUCAUCUACCUGACACUCACGACCGCCAACCACAUCGCCGCGCUCGACAUUUCUGACCUGUCGAACGUCAAGCGUCUGGAUGACCCUGAUGAGCAGCAGCCCACCGUCGGCCCGCACUACAUCAAGGUGACUCCCGACCAGAAGCACAUUGUCGUGACAGACUACUUCGUGCAGACGGGCGACAUCGGUCUCAUCAACACGCCAGCCGACUACAAGGCGCUGUACAUUGACAUCAACGACGACGGCUCGCUGCACUUCAACCGCUCUAUCGACUUCAACGCUCUGUACCGUGAGCGUGGAGGCGCGAAGCCACACUCGAGUGUGAUUUUCGACUUCACGGACCCGAACAAUGUCAUCCACUACUAGACGGGCUUGGAAGUUGGUGUUCUCGUAGGAGACUGGGAGGGGCAGUUGAGGAGCAGCUUUUUCUUUCUUUCUGAUGUUUGAGCACCGAGACUACACAAGUCCAAGUCAUAUUGCCAGUCACGGCUUUUCAAAAUCAUAUUUCCAG
Molecule: messenger RNA, 1537 nt
Organism: Amorphotheca resinae ATCC 22711
Lineage: Eukaryota; Fungi; Ascomycota; Leotiomycetes; Helotiales; Amorphothecaceae
Exons: 2
Coding region: 1-1392 (463 amino acids)
Molecular function (GO): protein binding
Source: RefSeq, a predicted model, not a curated record